GACCAACAAGGCAUCAACCCAGUCCUAUCAGACGGCGGCGCUUAGCCAGCACGCAGAACCUUUUGUCAUUGGACGGACAUAAGCGCCGUGAGGGAUAAGUCAGGCGAGGAAACGAGGCGUAAGGCUAUUGUUGGCAUAGGGUUUCAUCUGGAUUCGGCGUUUCUAUAUAUUGACCCAAUGCCUCAUGGUACAGCAUCAGACCCUCCCUCAUUCAUAGACGAAGAAUCCGUGCCUCUUCCUGUGAGAGAUGCUCAUAGUCUGCGAAGCCGCCACAGCCAUGCCGUCAAAGAAGGAAUGCGAUGACUUGAUAGACAGCCUUACUACUAUUCCUCUCCUUUUCAAGCGCGUCAAGGCGUUGCUAGAUCACUCGCAGCAACCGUUAGAUGAUGCGAUCUUCUGCUCUCUGUCCAGAGUCAGGGCUGAAGUCGAGUUUCUUGACGAAACCAUUGAGCGACAUCUCAGUUGCCUCGUAUUCCCCUUAGGACCCGACACUGGCAAGCCAGGCGCCGUGGAAGCGGACAUUCUGUCCGUUCGCUUGUCGCCUAUUUCCUCUACCGUCACUGGCAGGCAAGAAGCGUCUGUUGUGCCUCUGAUUUCGACACUGACAGCAGAGAACAUCGCAAGUUUGACCCGAAAUGAUUGUGCCGCUGGAAGAGAAUGCCGAACCGACCCGAUCCCAUCUUUUGAAGUAGGGAGGGGUGCCGAGAAACGCGGAUUGCCCGGUCCAUCGCACGACAUCGUGGAGAUGCCUAGGCGAUUCCUCGGAUUGAUUCCGCCAUCCCGUGACGUGUGUUUCGUUGACUUAACAACAGAACAUAGCCCCAGGUAUGGCCCCGCCCUGGAUACCGCGUCAACGAUAGACGUCAGUUCCAAUCGCAAUCUUGACUCCGCCACCGAGCCAAGACCCAACGGUAAGCCUUCUUCGAGGAGCAUCGUGAGAUUGAUUGACCGGGCAGUCGAGCAUGCCCACGUCGGUUGGUUAUCGUGCCGAGACCAAGCUCAAUUCAGAGAAAGGCUUAGUCAAUUUUGUCCAGGACGGUAUGUUGACGACGUUGUGUUCCUUGCCAUGCUUCAGUUAGUGUGUUGUACCUCUUCACUUCAGAUCAUAGAUCCAUUGCUUGUGAGGUUCACAGAGCCGUUCUUAACCUCGGGCGCUUUCGCGUUCGCCAAGGGUUUUGACGGGAUCGUACUGCCAAUCAACGUCAAUGCGGCAGAUCAGUUGUCGGAUCACCACAGAAAUCACUGGAUUCUUGCAAUCGUCAACUGGAAAACGGAGGCAUUCGACGCCUUCGGGAUGCAUCCAGUUGCUUUUUCUCGAUGGAGCAAAAGGAUCGAUGAAUACGUCUCGGAACUUCGUGGCGCUGUGACGCAACUCGAGAAGAGAUCGCACGAACUGGGACCCUAUGUAGAUGACUCAUGCUGCGCUUUUCUCUGCACUUACGCUCUUAAGCGCUACCUGGGCCGGGCACCUCAACGUCAAAAACGAUGGCCGAUGGGUCCCGCGUUGAGAAGACACUACUUGCGCAGACUUCUUAACCAAUGGCAGCUGCCCGCCAGCCAUCCUACAAAAGGGUCGCAGUCUUCGGCCUCUAGUAACGGACCAAGGGUUGGACGAGCGCUUCUCUGUUGACGAAGCCAAAGUAGUGGGGGGCGCUGUAUCAGAGGGAGCUGUCGCGACACAGUCACGUAGAGGAAUCCCCCCAAACCGAAAUCAGCGACCGUAAUCUCCGUCAGCUUAGCUAAGCAUCGCAUGAUAAGGAGACUGGUGUCGGAUUCGACUGGCCAGCCAAUUAAAUCUUCGCUGGAGUCCUCCACCAGAUGGCACCAGAUCGUAUGGCUUAGAAGGACGUUCGACAACGGCAGUCCCCGUUGAGGCAGCCAAACAAUUCGACG
Colletotrichum acutatum is the source of this 1893-nucleotide messenger RNA. RefSeq lists its product as uncharacterized. The record is from RefSeq and is a predicted model, not a curated record. The coding region runs from base 248 to 1630 and encodes 460 amino acids. The transcript has 3 exons. Lineage: Eukaryota; Fungi; Ascomycota; Sordariomycetes; Glomerellales; Glomerellaceae.